This is a messenger RNA of Cicer arietinum (chickpea), 1192 nucleotides long. Lineage: Eukaryota; Viridiplantae; Streptophyta; Magnoliopsida; Fabales; Fabaceae. The record is from RefSeq and is a predicted model, not a curated record.
UAUGGUGUUUACAUUUAGAUUUCUCAGUUUCUCACAUAAGCCAGUUAUUUUUUUUAUAAACUAAGAUCACAUAUUUGGGAAUGUGCUGAUUGGUGCUAGUUGAAGUAUUGAUGAUUUUCAAUUUUGCACUAAGUCAACAUUAGCACAUUAGUCAACCAUUACUGGUUGGUUCAAAUCAUCAAGAAAGUGAAUACCUUUUUGGUACAGUUUCCAUUAUACAUUACAAUGAAGAAUAGCAAUGAGUUGGGGGACCAAUGUUAAUGGACAGGAUAAGGUACUACUCCAUGUAUGGACAUGUGGAGAAACUAGCUGAAGAAAUAAAGAAAGGAGCUGCUUCUGUGGAAGGUGUUGAAGCCAAACUAUGGCAGGUACCUGAGACACUGGCCGGGGAGGUGCUUGGUAAGAUGAGUGCACCACCCAAGAGUGAUGUAGCAAUCAUCACUCCAAAUGAACUCUCUGAGGCUGAUGGCUUUGUGUUUGGCUUCCCAACAAGAUUUGGAAUGAUGGCUGCUCAAUUCAAAGCUUUUCUAGAUGCUACUGGUGGUUUAUGGAGAACACAGCAGCUUGCAGGCAAGCCUGCCGGAAUCUUCUACAGCACCGGUUCUCAAGGUGGCGGGCAAGAGACCACAGCGCUUACUGCUAUCACUCAGCUGGUUCAUCAUGGAAUGAUAUUUGUUCCAAUUGGUUAUACAUUCGGCGCCGGCAUGUUCGAGAUGGAACAAGUGAAAGGUGGAAGUCCAUAUGGUGCAGGAACAUAUGCCGGCGACGGCUCGAGACAGCCGAGUGACCUUGAAUUGGAGCAAGCAUUUCACCAAGGGAAAUAUAUUGCCACCAUCACAAAGAAGCUCAAGGAAGCGGCAUAAUGUUGCUUUCAUAUAUAGACAUACUAAAUAUUAAACUGCACCAAAAUAUUGCUUGAAAACCGUUACAAUUUACAUUUUUUAGACUUUGGAAUAUAUCCAGUUAUAUUUUUUUUCUUUCCAAUUUUCCUAAAGAAAAUGCGUUUGUAUGUGUGUGACAGGAUGUAGUGGUUGUUGCUAUUUGUUAAAUGAUGAAAGUUUGUUUGUAUUGUUCUUUUGUGUUAGGCUGGGAAAAUACAUGUUCCCAUCUAUUGUAUUCCAUCUAUAAAGAAGUUUAAUUUCAAUAAGCAGACAUUUAUAUACUACAUUGUAUCAACCAGUUUGGUAGAGCA